Molecule: messenger RNA, 509 nt
Organism: Cokeromyces recurvatus
Lineage: Eukaryota; Fungi; Mucoromycota; Mucoromycetes; Mucorales; Mucoraceae
Product: transmembrane proteins 14C-domain-containing protein
Exons: 3
Coding region: 36-347 (103 amino acids)
Cellular component (GO): membrane
Source: RefSeq, a predicted model, not a curated record
UUCUUUUCUCUUCUUCUUUUUUAAUAUAUAUCUUAAUGUCUCAUCAUACUUCUUACACUUUAGCUGGAUUAUGUGCUGCAGGUGGAAUUGCAGGUUUUGCUAGAACUCGUUCAAUUCCAUCUUUAGUUGCAGGACUUGGCGUAGGUAUACUUUAUGGUACUGCUGGCUACUUGAUCCAACAAAAUAAAGAUUAUGGACAUGAAACAGCUGUGGCUGCUUCUACUAUCUUGGGUGGUGCUAUGAUUCCUCGUGCUCUAAAGACAAGAAAACCAGUUCCUGUUGCCCUAUCUGUCAUUUCAAUUGCCGCUGGUAGUUAUUACGUCAAGAAGAUCAUUGACUACAGCUAAAUUAUAUAAUCUCUAUGGCCUAAUGGCAAUAAAUUCUUAUAUUUUUUUUUGACAUUGAAAUGUUGAUGACAUAAUUACUAAUUCAUUUCAAUAUUUUAUCAAAACAUGUAGUAUUCAUGACUACUUUUAAUAUUAAACUAGGUGUUGUAUAAUAAAUUUUAU